Molecule: messenger RNA, 1344 nt
Organism: Aspergillus pseudotamarii
Lineage: Eukaryota; Fungi; Ascomycota; Eurotiomycetes; Eurotiales; Aspergillaceae
Product: putative protein kinase
Exons: 4
Coding region: 1-1344 (447 amino acids)
Biological process (GO): regulation of mRNA processing; protein phosphorylation; spliceosomal complex assembly
Molecular function (GO): ATP binding; protein kinase activity
Source: RefSeq, a predicted model, not a curated record
AUGCAGCGAGCCGCACAAAGCGCUUGGACUCUCUGUAUCCCCCGUGCUCACAGGUGCUUCACUACGUUUCUACCCUCCACUUCUUGCCGUCAACGAAUUUCACUGCAGUGUAGUCCGAGAACCACAGUUGUGCCGCAUAGAACAGUUAUGUCGUCAUCACAGUGGACGUGCGCCCCGAGAACGUUUCCUACCACAGGGCUCGAAUUGCUUGACGAGUCCACUGAGCUUGACGAGGAGACACUGCCGACGUACCAACCCGAGAAAUACUACCCAGUCAACCAGGGUGAGGUACUCAAUGAUCGGUAUCAAAUACUUGCCAAAAUAGGGUACGGAGUAACCUCGACGGUUUGGCUGGCGAAGGACUUGGUUGCAUCGAUAUAUGUUGUUGUAAAAAUUUACAUAACGGGCCAAAGUCGGAACCACGAGCGAGAGCUGCACAUCUACAAGCACAUGGAUAUGGUGGAAACAAAACAUCCCGGCCGGAACUUCCUUCGCAAACUACUCGAUCAUUUCUAUAUUCAAGGUCCUCAUGGCCGUCACGUCUGUCUUGUCCACGAGCCACUCGGAACGAGUGCAGAUGUUCUGGUGAAGAUGUCUCCUGGGCACGUAAUGACCCUUGAUGACAUGAAGCCGGGUAUCCGACAGCUACUUAUCGCACUAGAUUUCUUGCACUCGGAAUGUCAUAUCAUCCAUACUGAUCUUCAGCUGAAGAACUUACUACUUCCCGGACCAGAGAUUAGCUAUCUCUCCCGCUUCGAAGAAGCUGAAAUCACAGACCCGUCGCCUAGAAAGAUACUCAAAGAACGAACAAUCUACCAAACUUUAAACUUCCUUCCAAGAGGUGGGCUGCCGGUUCUCGCUGAUUUUGGGGAAGCUAGAUUGGGCGACAUCGACCACACUGAUGAUAUCAUGCCAAAUGUUUAUAGAGCUCCUGAGGUGAUUUUGAGAUCGAGUUGGAGUUACAAGGUGGAUAUAUGGAAUGUUGCCAUGGUUGCCUGGGACAUCGUAAGCCCUCGCACCCUCAUCGAUGGCAAAAACGCAAAUGGUAUAUUUGACGACCGGGUCCAUAUGGCAGAACUGGUAGCCUUGCUAGGCCCUCCGCCACCCGAAUUCCGGGAACAGAGACACCUCAGUUCUGUCUUCUGGGAUGAGUCAGGUAGAUGGAAGGAAGUAGUCCCAAUUCCAGAUAUUACCCUUGAGAGCCUUGCCGAUAAGGUUGAGGGGGAAGACAAAGCAGGGUUUUUGCAGUGGCUCCGGACAGCCUUGCAAUGGAACCCCGAGGACCGGCCGACGGCUUUGGAACUCUUAUACGACGAGUGGCUGAUGAAGGGGCUCGGGGAUUGA